Geodia barretti is the source of this 786-nucleotide messenger RNA. Lineage: Eukaryota; Metazoa; Porifera; Demospongiae; Tetractinellida; Geodiidae. The record is from the annotation of a GenBank genome assembly.
AUGCGCUUUCAUGUGUUGACACUCUUUCCAGAGGCCUUCGAGGGCCCCGUCCGGCAUAGUAUGCUGGGCCGUGCCAUCCAAAGAGGCCUGCUCUCUGUCCAGAUAAUCGACAUCCGCUCCUACACUCAUGACAUCCACGGUACCGCCGACGAUUACCAGUUUGGCGGAGGGCAUGGGAUGGUGCUCAAACCCGAACCCAUUUUCGACGCCGUUAGCGACACGCUCUCGCCCUAUCCGACCCGUGAUCGUCAUGCGUUUCCUGUAGUACUGUUGUCACCCCAAGGUCGAAAGUUGGACCAGCAACUGGUGUUGGAAUUGGCUACGGCCCCGGGGCUGGUCUUGAUCUGCGGACAUUAUGCGGGGGUGGACGAAAGGGUGAGAACUCACCUGGCGACCCACGACAUCAGCAUCGGCGACUACGUGCUGACCGGCGGAGAACUGGCGGCAAUGGUAAUAAUUGAUGCAGUAUCCCGGUUUACGCCCGGAGUGGUAGGUGCGGCAGACAACGUGCAGGAAGACUCUAUUACCUCUGGGCUGCUCCAGCAUCCACUCUAUACCAGGCCAUCGGAUUUUCACGGGAUGACCGUGCCAGACGUUCUACUCUCAGGCCACCACGCACAAAUUGACCGUUGGAGACGCGAGGAAUCGCUCCGGCGCACCCUGGAAAACCGUCCCGACCUGCUGGACUCCGCUGACCUUUCGCUUACGGACCGGGCAUUUCUCGCAGGUUUGGGUUAUGUCGGCAUUUCUUCGUUGCUGGAUGAUGGGUUCGAGUCCCAAGAAUAG